This is a messenger RNA of Topomyia yanbarensis, 1839 nucleotides long. Its product is annotated as xaa-Pro aminopeptidase 3-like. Gene Ontology annotation, cellular component: mitochondrion. The transcript has 4 exons. The record is from RefSeq and is a predicted model, not a curated record. Bases 95 to 1675 code for a protein of 526 amino acids. Gene Ontology annotation, molecular function: manganese ion binding; metalloaminopeptidase activity. NCBI's taxonomy places the organism in Eukaryota, Metazoa, Arthropoda, Insecta, Diptera, Culicidae.
GUAAUCAGCUGUUUAUUUAUCAGCAGCAGGCCACGAAAUGAGCGAGUGUUGAAAAUUUAUAACGAAAACAAAAAGGACCCCCAAAUUAUCAGUCAUGAAUUUAGCCAGAUUUUAUCGCAGAUUACAUCCGGCACGAUCCCAAAUCCGACAGUUCUGCUCAGCUCUAGAUUAUUCCACGGUUCGUUCCUGUUCGUCAAAUGCUGCUCCUCCGCCAGGAUUAACUAAACCGGCCCCAUCGGAACGAGUCCGCGAUCCACUGGAUGGCCCUCAACAGACAAUUUCCUAUGGACAACCUAUGCCGGUGACACAUCCCCAUCUGCUGCAGGAUGGUGAACUAUUACCGGGUGUCCGAUUGGAAGAAUUUCGCGCACGUCGUCGGGCCCUGCUUGAGUUGGUUCGAAAAUACGCAGCAGCUAAUUUGGACAAGAAUGCGAGGGAACAUUUGGUCAUCAUCCCGUCGGCCAAUAAGAAGUACAUGAGCGAUAAAAUUCCGUACGUUUUUCGACAGAAUUCAGACUUCCUCUAUCUUAGCGGUUGUUUGGAAUCGGACAGUACUCUCACGUUGGAACUUGACAGCGAAGGUAACGAACGAAGUGUACUGUUCGUUCGGCCUAAAGAUAGUCACGCAGAACUGUGGGAUGGACCACGGACUGGGGUCGAACUGGCACCGUACGUGUUUGGUGUGGAUCAGGCGGCCAGUGUCGCUGAAUUAAAGCCUUAUCUAAUGAAGUACUCGUUCGGUCAUCCCAGCGCGACAGUUUGGUUCGAUGAGAAGGGUUGCAAUUUGGACGAUGUGAGGAAGAUUGUUGGGGAUGUUAAUAAGAUGGAAUCCGUGCGGUCGCCCGUUAGUCUAGUUCACAAACUGAGGGUAGUUAAAUCUCCGGCGGAGAUUGAACAGAUGCGCAUGACGUGUCAGAUUGCUUCGGAAGCAAUUAACCGAACGAUUCGGGAGAGUAGUCCGGGACAGAGUGAACAUCAGCUGUUCGCUAAGGUAGAUUACUUUUGCCGAAUGGCGGGAGCUAGCUAUUUGGCGUAUCCUCCCGUUGUGGCUGGAGGUUCCAAUGCAACCGUGAUACACUACAUCAACAAUACUCAACUCGUUCGGGACGGGGAAAUGGUUCUUAUGGAUGCUGGUUGCGAGUACGGAAGCUACACCAGUGACAUAACUCGAACGUGGCCGAUUAGUGGGAAAUUUUCGGACCCACAGCGAGUGUUGUACGAAGUUCUCGCACAAGUUCAGACGGAGCUUCUGCAAUGCUUGCAGCAUGAGGGUGGGGAAACGCUUGAUCAGCUGUUUGACACAAUGUGUCUGAAGAUCGGUAAAUAUCUGCAGGAAAUUGGAUUGAUUCCGAAAAGUGUGAAGGGAAUGGAUUUGGCCAGAGCAGCCUACAAAUUCUGUCCGCAUCAUGUGUCGCACUAUCUGGGUAUGGAUGUGCACGAUACGCCACUAAUUUCGAGGAGUGUUCAGUUGGUCCCUGGAAUGGUCUGUACUGUUGAACCUGGAAUCUAUAUCAGCCGCUGGCGGAAAGAUGUUCCAGUAGAAUUUCGAGGACUUGGCUUGCGAAUCGAAGAUGACGUCCUCAUCAAACCGGAUAUGCAAAUUGAGGUUCUGACCGAGAGCUGUGUAAAAGAUUUGCAGCAACUUGAAGCACUCGUGGGUUCUGGUGGUACCUAAAUCCUAAAAUAACAGACCAAAAUCAGAGCAGGGUAAGUCGAACUUUCUUCCACAAUUCUGGAGCGAUUCAAAACUCUGACAAUGCGUUACACGAAGGAGAUGUACAUAUCUAGAUAUAUUUUCAUUAUAAAAUAAAACAAACAUUAAGUGGUUUAACGAUUUCC